Molecule: messenger RNA, 2165 nt
Organism: Mytilus trossulus (common blue mussel)
Lineage: Eukaryota; Metazoa; Mollusca; Bivalvia; Mytilida; Mytilidae
Exons: 7
Coding region: 222-1289 (355 amino acids)
Source: RefSeq, a predicted model, not a curated record
CCACUUCGAUAUUAUGUUACUUUCCUUUUUAGCUUUAUUUGAAGAAGAAUGGAUAAAAUGAAGACAGCCAUUGUUAUAUUGUAUAUAGCAUUUAUGGAUUUAUUUUCUGGAACUUUCUAUGUUACAGUGUUAAAUGUAUUAAAUAAAAAUAAGGAGAUGCAGUAUGAUUUGCCAAUUAAUGAGGCAACUAUCACCAGAGACCAAAUGGCAUCGCUGAUGGAAUGUCUACAGUUUCUUCAGUUAUUGCCACAACGAACGAUUCAAGUGAAGCUGCGGAAAACACAACAGAUGAAUCAGUUACUACAUCAAGAGACGUACCAAGAGCAAUAAUUGAUACCAGUGUAACAAGUGAUACCAGUGGUACAAAUAUUUUAGCAACUGGUUUAGUUAUAGGCUUGGUUAUUUGUGGUUUAUUACUAGCAUGUGCUGUAAUUGUGAUUGUUGUCCUCAUAAGAAGGCGUACAUUCAAGAGCAGACCAAGAGAAAAAAUAAGAAACAAUCUAGGAGGAAGUCAAGAUAUAGCUGUACCACUAAUUACCGCUAAUCAUUCCAGACUUAUGCAAGACGAUGUCAAAAAUAGCCAUACUGCAUUUGCAGUGCGUCUGAACACAACACUAUCAGACAAUCAAGCUCUAAAUAAUGAUAACUAUUCGACGGUGGAUCAGACAACUGAACAAAGAUUUAAUGAGACUAAAGACGACGGAACUAGACCAACAGACAGUUAUAGGGCAUUAGAUCCAUCCGUCACAGGUUUCAAUCGAAAUUUGUGUAACACUCCUUCAGUUUAUGAGUUUGCAAAGCCUGUUGGGGAUACAGAGAACAACAUUGGCGAUGAGGAUCGAUAUGGUUUCACUGCUGAAGGAGUCUACAAUCAUUCGGGAAGUAAUCGUAACGAGGAAUCAGAGAAUAACAUUGGCGAUGAGGAUCGAUAUGGUUUCACUGCUGACGGAGUCUACAAUCAUUCGGGAAGUAAUCGUAACGAGGAAUCAGAUAAUAACAUUUAUAACAAUUCCGUUGAUACCAUUUAUGACUCCGGAAGUCAUAAAAUAAAUGACGAAAAGAAAGAAGAUGGCGAUGAGGAUCAAUAUGUUUUAUCUGAUGAAGGAGUCUACGACCAUUCGAGAAUCAUUCGUCACAAUGAAUCAGAGGAUAAUAAUUGUAACAAUACCGUUGAUUCUAUUUAUGACUCCGGAAGUCAUAAAAUAAAUGACGAAACGAGAGAAGAUACAUAUGAUCAUUUCUUCGGACAAAAAACCGAAGAUCAAUAUGAUAUCUCAACAAGGACAUGAACCCAUACAAUAGACAUAUAAUAUAUGUAUAUAGAUAUUCUGUACUCGGAUAUUCUAACACAACAGGUGAUAUCUUGUUAAUAAAUAUUUGGUAGUAGUUUAAAAAAUGUCCAACAUUUUUCAGUGUUCAAUGUCCAGAGAUGUGUUCACAUGCGGAUUUUACGUUGCAAUAUGUAAGGUACGAUCAAUUUAGUUUUGACAACCAUAUUAAUGUAUCAAUAAAUACUUUUCGUGAAAAAGGGUAACAAAACCAUAUGCAGUAAUAAACUAUCAAGGAAACGAGAAAAUGCCAAGAAAAUAGUUUUUUUCUAUUUCGUGGACACCAAUGCCAAUUAUCUUCAUUAUUCAUAGCUACCACAUUAAGUGUUUCGUGGAAUUUCAAAACAAAUUUAAUGUUGUCAUAAAUUGCACGGGAGUGAACAGUGGUACAGCAAACGUCGAAUUCCCUCACACAAUGUUAUCACACACUAUAGUAUUGAUUAAAACAAUAAUAAAUUUUGAAUGGAAAUUUUUUUAAAUAUUUUGUAUUUAAAUCAUUAGCCAUUUACAAAAAAAAUAAAGAAGAAAAAAAUUCUACAGUGAAAUCAUUUUCAAUCAAUUUGAAAAGCUGUAUUACUGUCUAGGUCAGAGAUUUUUGUAAAUAGCAGAUUUAAUUAUUUUUUACACGGUUGCCUAAAACAUAAAGUAAUGAUCAAUAACAAUAAGUUGGUUUCUGUUUAGGUCGUCAGAAGAACUAAGAGCAGGAAACAUUACAAUUUAACUUGAAUCAAACGUGUGUCAUUAUAUUUGUAAUGUUUAUUGUUAUGUGUUUAUUCCAUUAGUCCAUUAUCAGUGAUUAUUGGGUGUAUUUUGUGCUCAAUAAAAUUCUUCGUUUUU